AUUACCCAGCCCCAAAAUGUCACCGAAUCUUGUACCAACCCAACAUCUCACAGCUCAAGACCUAUCAGCUCGUACGACCCAACCUCUCCCGAUCCUCCAUUCGGCAGAGUAAAUUGCGGCUAAAACCACGCCCGAAUCCCGCAUGCGAUCAGCAGGCACCAAAUCUCCUCACCCAAUACGAUGCAUCAAUUGUUCGUUCUUGACGUGCGCCAAGGGAAUUUCUAUAUAUGGGAUGCGAGGACCCCUGGUGCAAUACGAGAGGGACCUGCAGCGGGAGGAAAAUCUUCAUCUGAGCUUAUUAUUUAUAUUGAGACAUAUAUUUAUCUUUUCCUCUCUCUCCAACAGAAGAAAAACACAUCUCUUAUUAACAGAAAGCUUGUGUCUUCUUUAAACAUUCGGAUUUUUGGAUAUCGGCAAUAGCAAUUCACUCAAGAUGUAUUCAUCCAUCCCCAUCUUCAUGCUCGCCCUCGGUUGCGCAGCACAAGCACGUGUCCUCGCCUCGCCGGCGUCGAAUACAACAUCGACCCCGAGUCCUACAGCGUCGGCGAUCGUGAUUGCAGGAUCUUGUGAUCAGAAUACGUUACAGUAUUGCUGUCCACUCGUACAGCCUCAGGCCGGAGAAGGCAGUGUGGAUUUCGCGACGGAUUGCAGACAAGGCAAUUUACCAGCAAGUUAUGAUUGCUUUUAUGCUUUUGAGGAUAUUUGCUGUCAGGGAUCACCAGACGAAAAUGGAAAUACCUGCGAGAUCGUACCUCCAGCCGGAGAUAUCUGUGCACCCGGCGCUGCGGGAACGAUCCAGUCGCUUGGUGCGGUUGUGGGAGCGAGUACUGUGACUGAGACUGUGGAUUGUGCUACCGCGUCGAGUACGAGUAGUGCUGCUAGUACGACAGCGACUACGACUGUGGUAUCGAAUUCGGCGCCGGCUACUACUUCACCGGCGAUGAUGAGGAGGAGGGGUUAAGAUGGUGUGAGUUGGGUGGCUCUGUGAUGGAUGAUCAAAACCCCGGAGUUGGGCUCAGGAUGAUUUGUGGUGGCAGCGAAAAGUCUUUAAUCGUGGGUUGGAGUGGCUUGUUGCAAAAAGCUUGAGGAGAGAGAAAACUGGAGUCAAUUGUCAGCUGAACUCAGACAGUCCUUACCACUUAUAUUAAUUAAUUAAUGAAAUCAAAAUACCACAUAUAAUAGAAAGCAGAG
Molecule: messenger RNA, 1191 nt
Organism: Mollisia scopiformis
Lineage: Eukaryota; Fungi; Ascomycota; Leotiomycetes; Helotiales; Mollisiaceae
Exons: 3
Coding region: 434-961 (175 amino acids)
Source: RefSeq, a predicted model, not a curated record